AUGAACCUUUUAUUGUCCAAACCCUCUCAAUCUCUAACCUCGUUCCUUAUCAUCUUCGCACUUCUUUCCCUGAUUAUCAUCGCCAUGUCGGAUUCCAUCGAUUCCGAUUCUUCAUCUUCUUCUGCUCCCGCGGUUCACAUCAUCUACACCGAAAAGCCUCAGGAAGAGGAGCCAGAGGCUUACCACAUCCGAACCCUCACUGCGGUUUUUGGCAGCGAGGAGGCUGCAAAGGAUGCUUUGUUGUAUAGCUACAAGAAUGCAGCUUCUGGCUUCUCUGCUAAGCUUACUCCUGAGCAGGUUGCUCAAAUUUCAAAGCAACCAGGUGUUCUUCAAGUUGUUCCAAGCCAAACAUAUCAGCUCCAUUCAGGACCAAAUAAGUUGCACUAG
This is a messenger RNA of Lathyrus sativus (Indian pea), 387 nucleotides long. NCBI's taxonomy places the organism in Eukaryota, Viridiplantae, Streptophyta, Magnoliopsida, Fabales, Fabaceae. The record is from the annotation of a GenBank genome assembly.